AUGGCUUUGUUGGGCUCUGCAUCUCUUGAUAUAAAAGUUUUAUGUGAAGAAUGCAAUGAUAAAUGGAAUUUAGUUAAAAAACUUUCUCAAGAAGAAAUUAAAAACAAAAUAUUUAAUUAUUUAAAUACUUCAGUACAAUUGCGAGAAUGUAUAAUACAUGUUCUAUAUAGACAAUCCUUGCCAUCACAAUCGUCAUUUCCACUUGAACUACCAAAAUCUGAUGAACUAAUUUCUUGCAAUGCCAUAGCACAGAAAGAAAAAAAAGAGUUAGAAAAAGAAUUGGCCAAAUUACAAGCUAUAACAAGAAUUACUACUAAUCCUGAAUAUUAUAAAAGUUUUUCUUUCCAGGUUUUUAAUAUACAAAGAAAUAUUAAAAGUCAAGAUGAUUGGUUAGAUAAACUAAAAAGACAUGCAGCAAGUCAAAGAAAAUCACAA
This is a messenger RNA of Dentiscutata erythropus, 435 nucleotides long. The record is from the annotation of a GenBank genome assembly. Lineage: Eukaryota; Fungi; Glomeromycota; Glomeromycetes; Diversisporales; Gigasporaceae.